CUACGCCAAAGCUUUUCCACCUCACGGAUUCGGAUAUGGCAAGCCAAAAAGCCGCGCCACCCAUUUCUCCACCUCACAGAAAUCAUUGACUCUGGAAAAUAUUCAUAGGUUAGCAGAGGAUAAAACUUGAAGCUAUACUUUUAUCUUCCUCUCCCUCUGUGGAAAUCAUCGACUCUGGAAGAGAUUUUGCGUCGCCAUUUCAAGCAGACCCAGAAAUUGUUCCUGCUAUGGAAAAGCUGCAAAUCCCAUUUUCCAAACCCUAUUCCAGAUUCGGAACCAACCCGGAUCCCCAAUUCGACCGACCCAUCAGAAUCGGUGGUCUGAUCCAGAAACCGGCGGGUAGAGUAAUCAGGCCGAGAAUUAGAAUCCAGGGGCGGCGGCCUAUCCAGCGCGAGGUUUCCGGCGGGAACCCAGGGGAAGUACUAUCGGCGGCGAUUGAGGAGGAGGAAGAAGAAGAAGAAGACGAGCUGUGUCCGGUGGAAUGCGUGAGGGAAUUCAAGACGGACGAGGAACUGCUGAAGGUGAUCGAGAAAUCAAAGGCGACUGGGGCGCUUGUGGUGGUGGAUUUCUACAGGACUUCGUGUGGGAGCUGCAAGUACAUCGAACAGGGGUUUUCCAAGCUCUGCAAGGGUUCCGGCGAAGAGGGCUCUCCCGUCAUCUUCCUCAAACACAAUGUGAUUGAUGAAUACGAUGAAGAAUCCGAGGUUGCGGACAGACUUAGGAUCAGGGUAAGGAGAUCUUUUCUUCUGUUUGAUUCUGGUUGUCUAGAGAGGGGCUUUGGAAUUGGUUACACAUAA
Linum tenue is the source of this 797-nucleotide messenger RNA. Lineage: Eukaryota; Viridiplantae; Streptophyta; Magnoliopsida; Malpighiales; Linaceae. The record is from the annotation of a GenBank genome assembly.